AUAUUAAUUUCUCACUCCCCACUAGUGUGUCCUUCCGUCCCCAAUUUAGAAGCACCCGCUCUUUCCACCUUCAAUUCCAUAUUUCUAUCCCACCCUACCACACCCAACUCCCCAAUUCAAAGCCCUAACCGAACCCAAAUUUUAAACCCUAAACAUUCCCAAUUUUAUUUCUUCUUCUUCUUCUCUUAUUUUUUUAAAAAUCUCUGGCUAAUAAUCGCGCUUCAUUCCAUGGCGGGAGCUCCUCCGACGGACCAGGCUCUCUCUCUCCUCGCCGCCGCCAACAACCACGGCGAUUUGGCGGUGAAGAUGUCUUCUCUAAAGCAAGCCAAAGAUAUUCUAUUAUCCAUAGAACCGUCUUUGGCCGCCGAGCUUUUUCCUUACUUGGUCGAGCUCCAGUCCUCCCCCGAAUCCCUCGUCCGCAAAUCGCUCUUAGACGCGAUUGAAGAGAUUGGGUUGAAAGCAAUGGAGCAUUCUUCUGUGUUUAUGCCUGUUUUAUUGGCACUUUUAAAAGACGUUGAGCCGACUGUUGCAAGACAAUCCAUAGUUAUUGGCACAAAAUUCUUUUGUAGUGUUCUGGAGGAGUUGGCAUUGCAGUUUCACCGGCGUGGUAAAAUUGAGAGGUGGCUUGAAGAGCUUUGGAUGUGGAUUGCUAAGUUCAAGGAUGCUGUCUUUGCCAUUGCGUUGGAGCCCGGUUCUGUUGAGACAAGGUUGCUGGCUUUGAAAUUUUUGGAAACAUAUGUUUUACUUUUUACAUCUGACACCGAUGAUUUUGAAAACCCUGUCACAGAAGCUAGCAGACAGGCUUUUAAUAUAUCAUGGCUGGUUGGUGGUCACCCUGUUCUGGACCCAGUUGGACUUGUGUCAGAAGCAAACAGAACUCUUGAUGUUCUCUUAAAUCUGUUGCGGUCUGCUAAUAGCCUCCCUGGUUCAUUGACAAUAACUGUUGUCAACUGUCUUACAGCCAUAGCAAGGAAGAGGCCUCUCCACUAUAGUACUGUUCUUUCUGCUCUGCUUGAUUUUGAUCCAGACUUUGAGACGGUCAAAGGAUGUCAUGUUGCUAGUGUCCAGUAUUCAUUAAGAACUGCACUUUUGGGAUUCCUAAGGUGUACACAUCCAGCCAUCAUAGAGUCAAGGGAAAGAUUGCUUAGGGCUCUCCGUGCUAUGAAUGCUGGGGAUGCUGCUGAUCAGGUUAUCCGGCAGGUUGAUAAAAUGAUUAAAAACACUGAGCGUGCUUCACGUGAUGCUCGGUUAGGCAAGGAGGAUCAAUUAUCAAGCCAGCUGCCUGUAUCAGGUGAUUUGUUAAAAAGAAGGUUUAUGACUCUGGACAAUGAAGAGCCAGUUAAUGGUCAUGAGGUGGCUUCCAAGCGAAUCCGUUAUGGUCCUGACAGCCAGUCAGCUUUGGCAGUUCAAGUAAAUGAUUCUGGGCAGGAUUCUGUUCCUGUUAAUGGAGUAUCUCCUGUGUUGGAUGGUCAACUGACCCCUGUGGAACAAAUGAUUGCCAUGAUUGGUGCUUUGCUUGCAGAAGGAGAAAGAGGUGCUGAAUCACUUGAAAUCCUUAUAUCAAAAAUCCAUCCGGAUCUGUUGGCUGAUAUUGUCAUAACAAAUAUGAAGCACUUGCCUAAGACGACUCCACCGUUAACCAGGCUUGGGAACUUGUCAGCAACUCGACAAGUGGGUUCUCUAAGUAGCCCAACCCAGGUUGUUUCAAUAUCUGCUUUAACAAGUUCUGUUGAAUCUCCAGAUGUCAGUGCACAAGCAGCUCUUUCUUCAACUACUGCAACUAAUUCAUCAUUGUCUGAUACACCUCCAGUCAAUACCCUCCCUGCUGAUUCUAAGCGUGAUCCUCGCAGGGAUCCCCGUCGCUUGGAUCCACGCCGUGUAACAGUCCCUGCUGGGGUACCUUCCAUACCUACUGCAGAGGACACUGGAGCUCUGCAAUCUGAGUUUGACGCUAAUAUUUAUUUGAGUAAACAUGUUUCACUUCCUGUUGUGAACACUCAUGAAAAUCCUUCCACGACUCUCAUUUCCAAGAUCAAAAGUGAAGAAAAGAUUUUGGAAAGUCCUUUGGUUUCUAGCACUGAUCAACUAACUCCCAAAGAGGACAUUCUGGAUAGAGCCGAGGAAAUUGACCUGAUCCCAGAGGUUGAUCCUUCUUCAGAUCCUGCACCUUCUCCUGUUGACAAAGUUGAUGAGGACUCGGUUGCAAUGAAGUUUUCAGAUGAUGUAGUGACAAAUGGGGUUGAUACACCAUCUUUUCUAGAAUCUGAUCAGCAUUCUCCAACUGUUUCAAAUGCAUCUGAAGAUAACUGUCAAGAUUUACCGCUGCUUCCAUCAUAUGUGGAGCUAACACAAGAACAGGAAAGAAGUUUGAGAAAAUUGGCAAUUGAACAAAUUAUUGAAUCAUACAAGCAUUCAUGUGGGACUGAUUGUAGUGAGAUUCGUAUGGCAUUACUUGCUCGAUUGGUUGCUCAGAUUGGUGCUGAUGAUGACAUUGUUAUGAUGCUGAAAAAACAUGUUGUUGUGGAAUACCAGAGACAAAAGGGGCAUGAGCUUAUAUUGAAUGUCUUGUAUCAUCUGCACACUCUCAUGAUUUUGGAUCCUGUGGAAAACUCUUCAGUUGCCGCUGUUGUGUACGAAAAGCUCCUCUUGGCAGUGGCCAAAUCUCUGCUGGACUCUUUUCCAGCUUCUGACAAGUCCUUUAGUAAACUUUUUGGUGAAGUCCCACUUUUGCCUGACUCAGCCUUGAAACUAUUAGAUGAACUCUGUUACGCUGAUGUUACUGAUCUCCGUGGAAAAGAUGUACGUGAUGUUGAGCGUGUUACUCAGGGCCUUGGGGCUGUCUGGAUUUUGAUUUUGGGGCGCCCACUUAAUCGGCAAUCCUGCUUAGAUAUAGCUUUGAAGUGUGCUGUCCAUUCACAAGAUGAGAUUCGAGCCAGAGCAAUCCGGCUGGUGGCAAACAAACUCUAUCAGCUUAGCUACAUAUCAGACAGUAUAGAGCAAUUUGCAAGAAAUAUGUUGCUGGCUGCUGUAGAUCAGCAUGUUUCAGAUAUAGAACUUUCACAGUCUGGGUUCUCCAAGCAAAGAGUCGAAGGGGAGGUUGAAAGCCAGGAAACAUCCACUAGUGGUUCUCAGGUUUCAGAGCCUGGAACUUCUGAGAAUGACUCUGUAAGGAGUGCACAACCAUUAGUGAGGAACACUUCUAUGUCAUUGCAUGAAGCUCAACGACUCAUUUCAUUGUUUUUUGCUUUAUGUACAAAGAAACCCAAUCUUCUUCAACUUGUGUUUAAUAAUUACUGUCAAGCCCCAAAAUCUGUAAAGCAGGCUUUCCAUCGCCAUAUCCCUAUUCUUAUAAGGUCCCUAGGAUCAUCUUGUUCUGAAUUGCUCCAUAUAAUAUCAGAUCCACCUCAAGGGAGUGAAAACCUGUUGACACUGGUGUUGGAAAUAUUGACUCAAGAGACGACGCCUUCUUCUGAUCUGAUAGCCACUGUUAAACAUUUAUAUGAAACUAAAUUAAAGGAUGUCACAAUUCUUAUUCCAAUGUUGUCUUCACUUUCCAAAAAUGAGGUUUUACCUAUUUUCCCUCGGCUUGUUGAACUUCCAUUAGAAAAGUUCCAGACGGCACUUGCUCACAUACUGCAGGGUUCAGCUCAUAUGGGUCCAGCUUUAACACCUGUGGAAGUGUUGGUUGCCAUCCAUCACAUUGUUCCUGAGAAAGAUGGCCUUGCACUUAAAAAGAUUACAGAUGUUUGCUCAGCCUGUUUUGAGCAACGAACAGUUUUCACACAGCAGGUCUUGGCAAAGGCAUUGAACCAUAUGGUUGAUCAAACUCCUCUACCUCUUCUUUUCAUGAGAACUGUGAUUCAGGCAAUUGAUGCUUUUCCUACACUGGUUGAUUUUGUUAUGGAGAUUCUUUCCAAACUUGUGACUAGACAGGUGUGGAGAAUGCCAAAACUGUGGGUUGGCUUUCUGAAAUGUGUGUCUCAGACACAGCCACAUUCUUUUGAUGUAUUGUUACAGUUACCACCACCACAACUUGAAAGCGCUCUGAGCAAAUAUUCUAACCUUAGAGGUCCACUUACUGCUCAUGCAAGCCAGCCAAGUAUUAGAAGUUCAGUUCCUAGAUCAAUGUUAGCGGUUCUUGGUAUUGCAAAUGAAACCCAUAUGCAACAACCUUAUCUCCCAUCAUCUUUGCACUCUGCUGACUCAAGUUCUUCAGUUCGAGGAGCAACAUCAACGUGAUUAGUAGAGAGCUUGGAGUUUAACAAUUGACCAGCUGUUUAUAGAGCAGUUGGGACGUAAGUCCCAAUCCCGUGGUUGGUUCCAGUUGUCGGGAACAAAUUUAUUGAUCAUAGAGCAGCUGAUGGGGCUUGGAUAUAUGACUGUUGAACCGUGGAACCUUGAUGGAUAUAUAUAUAUCAGUCCUGUGAUCUGGGAUUUUGCAAUUCUGUCAAGGAGCUGCCAAUCCAAAAGAAUCCUCCUUGCUAAAGCUGCUCUAAGGAAUGUACUAUAGUUGUAAAUUUUUAAUAUAUGUAUUUUUAUAUUUUUAUUUCCAUUUUCUUGUGUAGUUUCAUUAUUUCCAUUUUUUUUUUUUAACUUUCUGCCUGGUUUGGGGUAGGUUAAGUAGUCAUGUCACUUUGAAUAGAUAUAGUUGAAGCCGGCCCCCUUUUGUAACAUAGGUUGUAAUUUUUGACAAUUAUCUCUCAAUUCUUUGUCUACAAUCUUCCAUUUUAUUUUUUCUAAUGCCAAAUAUGGGGAAGGUUUUAAAUCGA
This is a messenger RNA of Quercus robur (English oak), 4769 nucleotides long. RefSeq lists its product as uncharacterized. Bases 229 to 4239 code for a protein of 1336 amino acids. The record is from RefSeq and is a predicted model, not a curated record. Lineage: Eukaryota; Viridiplantae; Streptophyta; Magnoliopsida; Fagales; Fagaceae. The transcript is spliced from 27 exons.